Molecule: messenger RNA, 2949 nt
Organism: Lutra lutra (Eurasian river otter)
Lineage: Eukaryota; Metazoa; Chordata; Mammalia; Carnivora; Mustelidae
Product: serine protease 33-like
Exons: 7
Coding region: 1493-2335 (280 amino acids)
Biological process (GO): proteolysis
Molecular function (GO): serine-type endopeptidase activity
Source: RefSeq, a predicted model, not a curated record
CCAGCCCGCAGCCCCGCUCACCGUGCUCACCGGCUCAUUGGCUGUGCUCCACGCGGGACAUUGCUCUGGCCCUCGAGGACCGCUGAGGACGGAAGGUCUCUGUCCCCUCCAAAAUUCAUGUUUUGAAGCCCACCCUCCCGCGUGACUGUAUUUAGAGACCGGCCCUUUAUGGAAGUAACCAGGGUUAAGCUGGGUCCUGAGAGCGGGGCUCUGGUCCCCUAGGCUCCUUCUUAUAAGAGACGUCCGAGAGCGCCCGCCGCGUCCCAACACCUCUCCUCCCGGAGGCAGGAAGAGCCGGUGGGUGCUGAGAGACAGCCGUGGCCUAGGCGCCAGGAACAGAGGUGUCAGGAUGGGACCCCCCUUGCCGGAACCACGUCCUUGGGCUUGGCAGCCUCCCGAACGGUGAGACACACUUGUUUCAGGGCUCACUGUGCCUUUCUGUUCUGGCAGCCGGAGCGGAGACGGACACCCAGACCUCACCUCCCAGGGAGGAGAUGAACAGCCGUGAAUCAGGCCUCCUCCAUCACAUGUCAACGCACACAGUGACAUGCCUGGGACAGAGUUAGGGCUGGGCAGGAAGGCACCCCAAGAGGCUGGGGCGGAGUGGACAGCUGCGGGAUGAGGAGGAGGGUCAGGUCUGCUUCUGGUCAAGCAAGGAGUGCUGGCGGCUUUGAACCAGCCAUCCCUCACGUUGAAUUAGUGCAGAGCGGGGAGCAGGGUAGAGCUCGGUGUGGGCGGCCGCGCCGGGAUUUCUGGACAGGAUGGUAGUGUUCACAGGCUCCGUGACUGGCACGAACAGCAGCCAGGAGCCAGGAUCAGGUUCAGAGAUGAGCUGCCAGGGAUUCUCUAGCGCUUCCUGGCCUGACCGCAGCCCUCCGCCCCUAUCCUUGGUCUCCUGAGCCCAGGCCCCCACCCCCAGCUCCCAAGACCGUAGCCCAAGCCAGGUGUCCUUUGACAAACCCAGGAGUCCCUUUCCUGCCACCUUGAAAGUGCUGCUCAAAGCAUCUUUGUUUGAGGCUCCACUGGUGAAGCCACAGCCCCGCCCUGGCUCCUUAAUCACCCCCUGGCCAGGCCCCCACCCCCUCUGGCCCUUUAAGCCCCCAGGUCCUCCCCUGCGCAGUCAGCAGGGAGGGCACCGGCCAGAGGGUGAGAGCAGGCUUCGGGGACUGCCGGGGCAGGCGAGGGCGGCCGGCAGGCAGAGGGGCUAAGGUGGUGGGGUGGGGGCCUGGGGAGGCCAAGGGAGCUCAAAUCUUGUGGGAGCUGGGGGGACAGGUGUGGUCCCUGGGGCGUGGGCAGAGGGCCGUACAUAGGACCUGCCCCCGUCCCCCAGCCCCAGGAGCCAGGAUAGAUCCAGGACCAACCAGGGGCUGAGGGAAGACAGAGGGCCUCUGGGGCCUGGGCUAGGACCCUCCUUCCAUCUCUUUGCAGGCUCUGACCAGAGUCCCCCACCCUAAGCUGUGCCACCCUUACCAGGCCCAGCCCUGAAGACACCAUGAGUGGGGCUUCCUGCCUCGGGGUCUUGGUCCUACUGCUGCUGGGAGCUGCUGGGACAGCGACGCGGGAGUCCGCAGACUGCGGGCAGCCCCAGGUGUCGAGUCGGAUCGUGGGAGGCCGGGACGCCCGGGUCGGACAGUGGCCGUGGCAGGCGAGCAUCCAGCACCGCGGGGCGCACGUGUGCGGGGGUUCGCUCAUCGCCCCGCAGUGGGUGCUGACCGCGGCGCACUGCUUGCCCAGGCCUACGCUGCUGUCCGAGUACCGCGUGCUUCUGGGGGCGCUGCGCCUGGUCCCUGCCUCGCCCCGCGCGCUCUCGGCGCCCGUGCGCAGGGUGCUCCUGCCCCCCGACUUCUCCGAGGACGGCGCCCGCGGCGACCUGGCGCUGCUGCAGCUACGCCGCCCGGUGCCCCUGAGCGCCCACGUCCAGCCCGUGUGCCUGCCCGAGCCCGGGGCCCGCCCGCCCACCGGCACACCGUGCUGGGUCACCGGCUGGGGCAGCCUGCACCCGGGAGUGCCACUUCCAGACUGGCGACCUCUGCAGGGAGUGAGGGUACCACUACUGGACAGGCGCACCUGUGACCAUCUGUACCACGUGGGCACCGACGUGCCCGGCACUGAGCGCAUCGUGCUGCCAGGAAACCUGUGUGCGGGCUACGUCCAGGGCCACAAAGACGCCUGUCAGGGUGACUCUGGGGGACCCCUGACCUGCAUGAGAUCUGGGCGCUGGGUUCUGGUGGGCGUGGUGAGCUGGGGCAAGGGCUGUGCCCUGCCCAACCGUCCAGGGGUCUACACCAAUGUGGCCACUUACAGCCCCUGGAUUCAGGCUCGCCUUAGCCUCUAAUGCAGUCACACUGACCUGGAGCCAGAGGCUGGGGUCCCUCUGAGGACCUGCGCAGUCCCCCCGCCUUGCACCUCCGACUUGAGGCUCACGGGUGGUAUCAUCCACCUGUCCAUCCCUGUCUCCUCUGUAGGGCCCACCAAGCCCUAGCCACCAGCCCUCCUCCAGGAGCCUCCCGUGGGGCGGAGGGGAGGGGGGCUGUGUCACAAUCCCUCCCUUUCCCUCCCCUCCCCGCUCAUAUUACCCUUCUCAGCUGCAGCCCCUGGGUGCCCAGAGACAGGCAAGUCAGCUGGUGCGCCGUCUGGCCUCUGGGCCCCAUUUGUCUGUUUGUCUGGAGGAAGUCGGGGACAAAGUAUGAGAGGGAUUCAGGCCCAGGAGAUGCUUCUCCAUGGCUGCGGGGGAGCCCCAGUUGACAGCCGGCGGGGAAGUCCCUCCCUGCCACAACCGCAAGGAGCUGAAUGAACCUGGGACCCAGUGCCCCCCCCCCCACUUCCCCCAGGCCUCCAGCUGAGAGCCCAUCAGGCCACCCCACAGGCCAAGCCCUUGAACCCAGUGGAGCCCUCCCAGACUCGUGGCCCCCAGAGCUGUGACUUAAUAAAUGUGGGUGUUGCAGGCUG